AUGGCUUUGGAAACUUCGCACCAUUUGUUAGAACACAGACCUAGGAAGCAUAAUGAUCGAAUUGAUAUUCUUUCAAAGCUCACCAAUACAAAGAAAGCAGGGCAACACAAGACGUUGUUGCAAGAAAAAUUGAGAAUUCCCAGUUGGGAUUACGAUGAU
Molecule: messenger RNA, 159 nt
Organism: Sphenostylis stenocarpa
Lineage: Eukaryota; Viridiplantae; Streptophyta; Magnoliopsida; Fabales; Fabaceae
Source: the annotation of a GenBank genome assembly